CAUAACGGCACCCGGCAGGCCGAAGCUGAGCAGGCAAGCUUCUCAGACGUGCGCCAGCCGCUCGUACGCGCGUUAGCCAUGCCGCUUGCAGCAUGCAGCCCAUAUACUUAUACCACGGUGGACGGCGCUUGUCCUCUUCAACGACUUGUCGCGUCGGACGCCCUUUGCGUCGCAUCGCGGGGGUUUCCUCAUCGGCCUAACCCAGUCGCAAGCAAAUUCCCGGCGCCUAAUGUCGAACGUCGCCCGCGCCAUCGCCGCCCGCUCGUCAUCGAGAUCGAUCACCGCCCGCUUUGCCGAAUUUGCGCGUGCGAAGGGCUUGACGAACAAGACAAAGGACGCGGAUGAGCGCAAGCGCUACCGGGAAGAGCGCAAAGAGUUCUUCGGCAAGGCGGUGAACGAAGGUUUCGAGAGAAACUUCGGAAAGAACGAGGUGUCUCUGGAGGCAUGGCUGGGGUUGUGCAAGACGGUGGGGCUGAAGGACGUGAAGGGCCUUACGGACGUCGAGGCGUGCAAGAAGGCCCUGAAGGACAGAUACGUGAAUAUUGUGGACCUUGUGGACGCUGCUGAGGCACGCAAAACGUGCACGACCUUCACGUCGGCAGCGAAACUACGUACUUACACAAGGGGAGAGAAAAUAUACCCCCUGAGAGCAGCGGAGCGCAAUCCCCUAUUGGAGACGUUUCUCAUCAGGCUGACGCCUGAACCGCCCAAAAGCCAACCGGCGAAAAAGACAGCAUCGAGCCGUCGGAAGCCUUGAGGGCACACUUGUAGCAUAUCCCUGUAAAUCGUGUAAACAUCCUGUACUUCACGCUCGUAAGCAUUGUAUACGAUCUCUCGAGGCCUCACCUUGGAGCAUUCGCGCGCGCAUGCCAAGGGCAUGAGCAGCGCAGAAGCUAGGAGGCCGAAAAAGCGAUAUUCAGCC
Schizophyllum commune H4-8 is the source of this 922-nucleotide messenger RNA. RefSeq lists its product as uncharacterized. The transcript is spliced from 3 exons. The coding region runs from base 230 to 757 and encodes 175 amino acids. The record is from RefSeq and is a predicted model, not a curated record. NCBI's taxonomy places the organism in Eukaryota, Fungi, Basidiomycota, Agaricomycetes, Agaricales, Schizophyllaceae.